UCGACAGUCGGUUGUCAGGGAAGCGCGUCCUCUGUUGCCAACAUGGCGUUGACUGUUGCACUCCGUCCGCUAUGGCAAUGCAUUAGCAAUCGUGUUUAUUCACUUGCUUAACGGAGCUUGCCAGUGUGUGUUUUUUUCAUGAUGGGGGAAUAACUGAAGGGAAGGGUGCCAGUUGGAUUUGACAUUGCAUGAGCCGAAGUAGAAAAUAACGGGAAAAUGAGUCAGUGGCGACCGUUGGAUCAUGUUAUAACUGGAGCAGGUCACCGAGCUAGGUAGCUACGCUGGCUAGCUAGUUAAUUUACUGUAUGGUCAAUGUUUGUUUGAGUGACAGGCCGGCGAUGCGACGUAGGUAGAAUUCGGCAUUUUGCUUUCUGUCGGCCAGGAUUUUUAAUCAAUUCGUAAGAUAACGGUUAGUAUUUCUGUAAUUUUAAGUCAAAUCCUGAACUUUUGCGAAUGAAGACUGUUGGUUGUAUUACUGCUCGGUCGGCAGCUUCCUAGAAUGCAAGCUCUGAAGGACAAUAUAUUCUACUCGAAAGACCAGAUAAGAGUGGGCGGGGCGUUUGAAGAUGAACGACAGCUGCUGGUGCAGGAACAGAAGACCUGCAGGACCCAAGCUCGCCUAUUCUCCCUGGAGACCAACCGACGAAGGAAGGUUCUGGAGGAGAGGAGGAAGCAGUGGGAUGUCCAGGAACAGAUGCUGAGAGAAAACAUCCUUCAGCAGCGUAAACAGAGAGUCCAGGAUGCCACAGAGCGUUUCCAGAGGGCACACCUGCCCCUCUCGCAGAGACACAGACAAACUUUCAGAAACAGCCCAGACAUUGAGGAGGCACUUAAUAAUAUAAAAGAAAAUGUGACCUUAAGUUCCUUCGCUAGACAGUCUGUCAUCCUGUCCAGCAACUCAACCAUUAGCAGGAGCUGUACUCCCUCCCCUAAACCUCCUCUGACAGCCAGCCCAUCCCUUCAUCACAGGACCAUGUCUGUCCUGGAGGCCUUCACUAAGCUGGGACAGGACAGGCCCCUCAGCACCUUCAAGAACAGCCAGCAACUGUUCCUCAAUGAGCUGCAGGGCACACACCUGGAAGACAGGGACACCUGUACCAGUCCACAGGAUCAGCGUGAGAACCACCUCACAGACUCAGAGAGCCUGUCCAGUCUGGACAGCUUAGAAAACCAGGACGUCACUCAUGACAACACAAACAACAAUAAAAGCCUGUGUCAGUUCUCGCUGGACCACCUGGAUAAUGAGAGGCCAGGGCAUCAGCCGAUCCCUCAGAACCAUCCGAGUCCAUGGUCCGACCAGUCCCUUUACCCAACAGGGAGGCGUUUCCUGAGCGAUAACCUCCCGCCCCCACAGGGACCGGCAGACGUUAGCCCCCAGCCCACCCGGGAGACACAGACAGGCGAGUUGUUCGGAGAUCUUAGCAGAAGGCUGCACCACGACUGUGGCGCCACCGGAGGGCAGAGUUUCACAAACAAACUGUCAUUGCACACUGAUGCUGUAACCCAGCCUCCUCUUCUCUCCGGGGUGGCUGAACACCGCCUCCUGCCUGGGGCUAUUGGCAGAGCUUCAGUAGAGCCAAGCCAUGCUGAUCCACACACUCAGAAAAGUGACCCAAGAGACAGUGUUUCAGUGGUUGUAGCAGGCUCCAAGGCCUCCAACCCAGACAAUUUGCGGCUACAAUUCACCCCUUGCGUGACCCCAGAGGCAAAGCUAGGCUUGGGGCAGCGGGUGAAAAACCAAGAUCUGACGUCACACUUCACACAUCUGACGUCCACUCGGGUCUUUCUGUCCGGGAAGAACUGCAGCCACAAAGACCUUCUGUGUGAGACAACAAUCUCCAGCCCUGGUCCUGUCUGCACUAACUGUGGAGCUGAGGUCAAAGAAGACACCAUUGUGUCUUUAGAAAGCACACAGCACCCUUCUCACAGGAGAAAACCCCAUGUAGAUACCAGGGAAGACCUCACCAGGGAAGACCUCACUAAGACCUCUGUGUCCAAAGCAGGGAGGGGUACUUCAAACACAAACACUCUUGGUCAGACAACCUGUCGCUCCAACAUUAGAUCUGACUUCCCUAAAGGCCUGCAGCAGGAAGUUAUGCCAAGUCAAGCAUUGGACACAGCAAUACCAACUCCCUCCCUCCCCUACAGAAAUAACACUGACCCUUCUGAUGGUGCUGAAGUUAAAUUAAUUAAAGGGAUUCUUAAAAAGCCCCCCAAGUGCAGAGUCUCUGGAGGAGAGGCCAGGUCCAGUCUGUACAGGGCCGGGCAUUUAAUGUUCACCAAACAAGUUGCCAUUUCCAUCAGAGAUAGUGUGGAACUCACCAGAACGAAGGUCAGGAAUGCAGAGGACAACAGUAAGGUCAAAAAGAAGAUACGCUGGCUGGACGAGGCCAAGCUUGAAGAGGAGGAGGAGGAGAAGGAGAUCCAGCCUGAUCAUCAUUUAAAAAACAAGCCCUCAUUUCCUCAACAUAACCAACAGCAGAGUCUUGGCUUGGCCCGGGCUCACACCUCCACCCCCGGAUAUCAUUUCACCAAGCAGGCCUGGGCAGAUGUCAGGGUUCAGGAGAGACGCCAGGAGGCCUGGGAGACCCGAGUGGAGGUCAGGGGGCAGCGAGGGAGGGGCGGGAGGCCCGGGUUCCCCAGGGUCCCCAGGAGAGUGGGGUCUGCCAGGGCCGGGACAGGUCCCUCUCUCUCCAGAAAGGGUAGAGUCAUCCGAACCCAGUCUGCCAGCGAGGCCAGUAGGGACGUGGUCAUGGUGACCCAGGGCAAGGUCAAGGCACCUCGCCCCCCACCCCGGGCAGACCCCCAGGAGCACCGCGCUCAGCCAGGAGAGGCUGCAGCUGUAGUUUCAUACAGCACUAAGAGUCCUCAUGGUGUAUUGGAUCCGACCAACGCGUCUGUGUCAUUCAUCACAGUGCACUCCAGUGGUGCUCCGGCAGGUGUUUCGGUUGAGCGGGCCUUUUGUAACAGGGACACGCUGGAUGGCUUCCACCUAUCCCAUGCACAAGUCCUCAAAGCAGGUGGCGGCGUCAUCUUCAUGCCGUUGCCUCCACCGUAUGCCUCUUCCUGCACGAUUUCCAGCCCUUCCACAACCACCCCCGGGUCAGUCCAGCGGGAUGCCCUGGGAGGGCCUGCCAGGCGGGGGAUUCUCUACGACAAGGGCCUUUGCCUGGGCCACACCCCCACAGACGAGGAGAUCUCUCAGCUCUGGCAUGGAGUCCGCAGAGCCUUGACCACCAAGGAGGAUGACCAGAGAAACUCCCCAUACGAUAAUUUGUGUGCCUUGCCUCAAGCCCACGCCAACCUAUCCCACACCACCACCAGCGGACACAGGCACAGCUGUGGAGUCAAAGCUGUUACCGGGACAGAAGGCUUCUUCGUCUCCUCAUACAAUGGCAGAGGCCUGGUGAGGAAGCCAACCCAGGAGAACUGUGGGCCUAGGAGGAGAGGAGCACCUGGUUCAGGGAACAGAAGGCUUCCUCUUCCAUCCCAGUCACAGGUACAUACAGGAGGUCUUCUUCUAACAUCACAGGAACAUACAGGAGGUCUUCUUCUAACAUCACAGGUACAUACAGGAGGUCUUCUUCUAACAUCACAGGUACAUACAGGAGGUCUUCUUCUAACAUCACAGGUACAUACAGGAGGUCUUCUUCUAACAUCACAGGAACAUACAGGAGGUCUUCUUCUAACAUCACAGGUACAUACAGGAGGUCUUCUUCUAACAUCACAGGUACAUACAGGAGGUCUUCUUCUAACAUCACAGGAACAUACAGGAGGUCUUCUUCUAACAUCACAGGUACAUACAGGAGGUCUUCUUCUAACAUCACAGGUACAUACAGGAGGUCUUCCUCUAAACAUCACAGGUAAACAGUAGGUCUUCCUCUAACAUCACAGGUACAUACAGUAGGUAUUCCUCUAGCAUCACAGGUACAUACAGUGGGUCUUCCUCUGAACAUCACAGGUAAACAGUAGGUCUUCCUCUAACAUUACAGGUACACAAUAGGUCUUCCUCUAACAUCACAGGUAAACAGUAGGUCUUCCUCUAACAUUACAGGUAAACAGUAGGUCUUCCUCUAACAUUACAGGUAAACAGUAGGUCUUCCUCUAACAUCACAGGUAAACAGUAGGUCUUCCUCUAACAUCACAGGUACACAUUAGGUCUUCCUCUAACAUCACAGGUAAACAGUAGGUCUUCCUCUAACAUCACAGGUAAACAGUAGGUCUUCCUCUAACAUCACAGGUAAACAGUAGGUCUUCCUCUAACAUCACAGGUAAACAGUAGGUCUUCCUCUAACAUCACAGGUAAACAGUAGGUCUUCCUCUAACAUCACAGGUAAACAGUAGGUCUUCCUCUAACAUCACAGGUAAAUUCAAUAGGUCUUCCUCUAAUAUCACCGGUACAUACAGGAAAUAUAUAUACAGGUUUUGGAGCAACAUAUGCUGCCAUCCAAAUGACGUCUUUUUCAGGGAAGGCCUUGCUUAUUUCAGCAAGACCAUGCCAAACCACAUUCUGCACAUAUUACAACAGCGUCGCUCUGUAGUACAAGAGUCUGUGUGCUAAACUGGCCUGCCUGCAGUCCAGAUCUGUCACCCAUUGAAAACA
Messenger RNA from Esox lucius (northern pike), 4603 nucleotides. It is a transcript of the gene cep126, whose product is annotated as centrosomal protein 126. The transcript is spliced from 9 exons. The coding region runs from base 500 to 3874 and encodes 1124 amino acids. The record is from RefSeq and is a predicted model, not a curated record. Lineage: Eukaryota; Metazoa; Chordata; Actinopteri; Esociformes; Esocidae. Gene Ontology annotation, cellular component: midbody; ciliary base; centrosome. Gene Ontology annotation, biological process: mitotic spindle organization; cytoplasmic microtubule organization; non-motile cilium assembly.